This is a messenger RNA of Morchella importuna, 3417 nucleotides long. RefSeq lists its product as uncharacterized. The transcript is spliced from 4 exons. The record is from RefSeq and is a predicted model, not a curated record. NCBI's taxonomy places the organism in Eukaryota, Fungi, Ascomycota, Pezizomycetes, Pezizales, Morchellaceae. The coding region runs from base 1 to 3417 and encodes 1138 amino acids.
AUGACACUGAUCACCACCUUCCUCACGUCCCUCUACCAAGAUUUUUACCAUCACGUCUUUCUCCCUCUCCUCCCCCACCUCCGCCUCUUUCUCACCACUCACUUCACCCCCCUCUCCCUCACUCUCCAAGUCCUCCUCACUGCCCUCUCAUUUCACUUCUUACCCUUCAACGAUGUUGUCGCCUCCCUCUUCCUCUUCUACGCCUUCAACCCCGCUAUCCUAUUUACACUCGCAACCAUCCUCUCGUUUCUCUUCCCACUCGAGCUCUACGAGGAAGAGGUCGAGUUCAUCGUCUCCUGCCGCGACGUUGGGCUCCGUACAGUCGAGAUUUGUACCAGCGGCGUCAAGUCGCUCGUCCGGCGUAUACACCUGGGGGUGCAUAUAUUUUGCAGCGCAGCUAUCGAAGCGGCGCGGGAUGUCCAGAAGUUGUGGGUGCAAGCGGACCUGGGGAGGGGAAUAAAAGCGAGCUGGGAGUGGUUUGUGAAGAACGUUGUUGUGAGAGUAGAGUUCAUCAGUGAUGAAGUUACCGCGGCGGUUGAAGCUGCGACCCCCAUCGAGGCCGAAUCAAAGAUCGAGGUUGUAAUUGAGAGUGUUAUGCCGCCCCCGCCGGUGAAAAUGCACAGACCACCACCAGUCAAAGAGCGUCCCCCUCCGCGCUGCCCCAGUCCGUUCAAGUCAUCUUCUAGGUCGAGCUUUAGCGGGGGACAAAGGUCCAGGCUUUAUCGCAAAAGCUCCGACUACUACAAGCAGCACGACUCGAAGAACUGUUUAACUGUUGUCAAUAGAGCUAGUAUAUGGGACUCAGUACCAGCUGAUAGGGGAAGGAAGAAAGUACCGGUCGAUAGUUGUGCUGUUGUGGCUGCCAAGCCGAUCAUUGACGUUGUCACACCGAAGCCAAUGAUCAAAAAGACAGAAAAUAUGGCAAGCAUGGGGAAGCCAGUAACAGUCCAGGAAUCCCCGAAAGAGUUGGCUGGAAAAACUGAGGAUGCGGCUACAGAAUCGCUUAAAGGUGUAGAGAGGUUACCUGUUAAACUACACAUUGUUCAUAAUAUAGCUAUUGGAUGCGUGCCUGCUGAGCACGCACGAGAGAAAGUUAUCACGCAGGACAAAGAGGAGGGAGAAGUAAAAGAUCUUGGGGUGAAGAAAGAAAGGGGGGAGAGGGCAGAAGAUCCCGUAGAGCAGGCACGCCCCAAAGAAGAAGAAGUGCCCAUCCAAAUCAAGGGUACUACGGGGCUCCAGAAAAUUGAAACCCAGAAGCACAGUACUGCUCAGGCUCAAGUCAACAAGGCUAUUAUCGCUGAGGGUGGAAUUAAAUUUAUCGAGUGCCUGAUAAUACAUAUCAACGAGCUUGAGAAGGUCAGCACAGAGGUGAACCAGGGCGGGGGGUUUGUGACGGAGGGGAACACAGUAGUCUUCAAUAGCCCCAUUUCUGGUGUCCUGGGACCUAGGACCGCCGCCCCCGACGUUGCUAUCUCCAAAGACCACCACCCCACCGCUGUCGAAGUCACUACCGUCCCUGAAGUUGCGACCACUUCUACCCUACCAGUCUCCCAGGCUCUGGAUAGAGACACUGUCGCGGGAAGCUCUACCUCUAUAGAGGUUACUUCCGCUACCGGAGCUGCGACCACUGUUGCUCUCCCAACCUCAGAGGUUCUGGAUAGAGAUUCUGUCAUAGAAAUCUCUGGGUGCCCCAUUGUCGAAGUCACCAGUCCCAUUUCCAACAUCGAAGUCCUUACUCCUGUCUGGGUGUGCGGCGUUGUAAAAGGACUCGAGUCUGUCUUUACCCCAGAAUUAUCUAGGAGCCUUUAUGUUACUGGGGUUGAUCAUGUAACUCACAUGCAAGAUGUUUUUUUGCCUACUCACAUUGUUGAGGAUGAGAGCCUUGGAGAUACCACUGAAGAAAUGGAGCAGUGUGAAGAGUUGGAUCCAGAGGUAACAGGAGACAAAGACGAGGAAAUGAUAGAUGGAUGGGAUGUGCAGGCCGUAGGAGAUGAGGAAAUGGAGGAGGCCCCAUUGGAUCUUCAGAUGAUAGAUAAAGCUCAGCUUUUCUACGAAGACCACAAUGCUCAAGAGGAUACCAUGGACGACAUUUCUUACACCUCCGAGAAUUCUGAAUCUCAAGAGAUGGAAAUAGAAGAGUCGAGGCUAGAGAUUAUUUCCAGCCAGGAGAUGGAAAUAGAGGAAAUAGGACUAGAAGCUACCUCCGGCCAGGAGAUGGAAAUAGAGGAGACAGGACCGGAAGUUAUCUCCAUCCAGAGCUUUAAUAUUGGGGCUUCUCAGCACCAAUCAUUUUCUGUUACUCCUUUUAUGGUCGCCCCCGUCUGCUAUUUUCCUUCAACUCCUAUCCACGACAUUCUUCUCGAAUCUAUCUUCGCACCAUCCCCAGUUUUUGCUCCAGGUUUGUCCGAUCCCCUCACCGCUUGUCAGGUUGUGUCAGACCCGACUAGUGGGUCUAUCACUCAUACUGCCACGUCUCCUACAACUACGUAUUCCAUUCCUCUUGUUCCCGACCUUGCAACAGUCCAAUUCGCGCCCGCUCUAGCUCCAGAUGUAUCUAAUCUGGCCGCUAUUACAGCCAUUCCAGGUGAUCAAGUGCCCGUAACCUCGGUGCAAAUCGCCACACCGACUAUUACCACCGUUCCUGCUUUCCUCCUUGCAUCAGAAGUUACUACCGAAAGUGCCCCGACUCUCUCUGAAAAUCAACACUCAAAGAUAGCUACUGCUUCCAGUUCUAGCACUCCCAUAUUUCAGAGACACCAUGAGUCUGUCACUGUCACCACUGCUGUCAUUGACGAAACUCCCACAUCGAUUAGUGACGACGAAGUAGUAAGGCCUGAAAUUCCCGGUAACAUCCUCAAGACACAAUAUGAGACCAUUGCUGUUGAGACUCAGGCUCCUACUGCUGCUGAGACUCCUGUUGCUGUGGAGACUCCCGCUGUUAUCGAAACUCCGGCUCCCGUCGGAUACUGGAAGGAAAACAUCGCCUCAAGCUCCCAGAUUUCCUCUCCAAGAAGACAAUAUCAGGCGGCGACUUCCAGUACUCUAAUGAGUUAUACAUCUCCUCAACAUGUGGAGACAUCUACUGCCUCUAGUUCCCGUGUUCCCACUCCUAAGAGGCGGUUCGAGCCUGACGCCACUUCUCGAGAUGACCCGGCCCCCAAGAAGGUCGCGCGUAUCAUCGCACCUCUCAGAAAGUCUAUAGACCCUAUAACUCCUAUCAAACCCAUAAAUGUUCCCACGAAGCCCUCAAAAGACGUGAAGGGGAAGGGGAAGGUAAAGGCGAUUGAGACAGAAGAAAUCUGGAGCGACGAUGACGAUGACGCCUUUGACGAUAUGGGAAUAGAUCCCCUGAGAGAUACAUCUGCCGAGGAAGAAAGGUUGCGUAGGGAUUAUUAUAUUAAAACCCGAGAGGGUUGA